Colletotrichum costaricense is the source of this 558-nucleotide messenger RNA. RefSeq lists its product as uncharacterized. The record is from RefSeq and is a predicted model, not a curated record. The transcript is spliced from 3 exons. Lineage: Eukaryota; Fungi; Ascomycota; Sordariomycetes; Glomerellales; Glomerellaceae. The annotation marks the transcript as partial.
CUCGAGACAGUCGAGACAGUCGAGGCAGCGCAGGAAGCAGCAGCCCGAAGGCAGGAAGGAAGAGGAGCCACUGGCCAGGACUCAGGAGGGCGGUACGGAAGACAGGAGGCAGGGGGUGGGCCACACCUGCAGCAUCGCACCUGCCCUGCACCUGCCUGCACCUCACUCCUGGCACUCACACACUGCAGGAGCGCUGGCCGGUGUCUCGCCCUCCUGCCUCUGCUCCCACGCUCCUUCCUGCUCCUGGGCUGGUUGGCUCCUGCUCUGUUGUUAUUAUGGCUUGUUGCUGGAUGGCUGGCUGCCGCCCUCCUCGAACCUGACCUUCCUGGCCAGUCCUGCUUGGCCACUUCCUCCAAUCAAAUCGGGCUUGGUGGAGUCCAAGGCACUGCCUGGGGGUGCACGUCUCAAUGGCCCGAAGUUGGUGGUGUCUCUGUAAGCAGCCAAAAGUUCGAACCUCUCGUCAUGGAAAUGGAAGAACAUGGACAAUUCGGUGGUGUACCAGAGAGACUGGCACGACGCGAGAGAGUCUGCCGUAUCUGCUGUAUCUGGUCUACCUGA